This is a messenger RNA of Daphnia pulex (common water flea), 1302 nucleotides long. RefSeq lists its product as uncharacterized. Bases 205 to 1101 code for a protein of 298 amino acids. The transcript is spliced from 6 exons. The record is from RefSeq and is a predicted model, not a curated record. NCBI's taxonomy places the organism in Eukaryota, Metazoa, Arthropoda, Branchiopoda, Diplostraca, Daphniidae.
CAGUUGGGUGUCAGAAUUACACCGGAACAGUUGGCUACCAUAUGCUCGUUAGCUUCCGCCCCAUAGCAUAACAUUACGGUUAAUAUUAACCGCAAAUGGAUUACUACUCCGAUUAAUUAUCGUGAGCUGAUUUCAAGAACUGUAUCUCCAUUGAUUGUGUGAUCGACAAGACUCCCAAUUUAACGCUCUCAAUUAAGGAUCGAAAUGGCUACUCACUACAUUGUGUCUUCUCUACUAUUGAUAAUCUUGGUACAUAACUCGCUGGCCACUGUCGCGUUCCAGUCCAUCGUGAGUCACGGCUGUCAGCGAGACCAACUGCAUAGAUGUGUCAAAACAGCCGAGCCACUGCUACGCAAUCCCGACUACGUCGUUCCGGCCACUCUAUCCGACGUCUCUACUCACUGCAGAAUCGGGACUGAAUUUAUCGAUUGCAUCAGAGACUACGCCAUGAUCUGCCUGACGAGCGAUAGGCGACAACAACAAUUGCAAAUCGCUUUAGACGAAGCCGUCAAGAACGACGAGAUGUGCUCGAAUGCAAAUUAUCAAGCAGAUUAUCUGAAGCAUGCACCGUGCAUCAAGUCCAUGGCAACAGAUGAGGGAAAGUGUCGGAAGCAGCUCAGCUACCUGAUCGAUCAAGUGUCGGCUCUUUCGAUUUCCAACAUACAAAUUUGCUGCGCUCACCAUGCAUUCCAAGAGUGCAUGUUGGCAGCAGCUGAUAGAAACUGUCGAGCGUCAUUAGACGGCAAAGCAGUCCAAUUCACCAAAGACAUGUUCUCGAAAUCACUGGCCUUCCUUCUCAAGCAAUGCGAGGACUAUGUACCAAACUCUGCACAGUGUCCAAUAGCAGGAUUGACUGCUCAGGAUGUGUGGGAAACUUCAGUACCUCUUCAAGACAGCACUAGACCCACUUUCAACGAUUUCACUACACGAAGAAGCAACAAUUUUGUCUGGCAACAGACUACCUUCAAGCCUUGGUAUCCUGGAAUCAGAAGCAAUUCAAUUGACUCACCCAAACAACAGGGGCUCUUUUCAAAAACUAGCAAAUCAACUGGAAAUGUCUUUCUCUUCCUAUCUAUUCUUUUCAUUCCUCUAUUAUUCUAGUAGGUACUACUGUGCUUUUUAACUUUUUGGCUGUCAUGUUUUCGAAUAAAUAUUACAAUCAUUUACCUUCGCUGUUUCAAGCAAAGUAGAAAAUGUCAUCAUCAUUUACUUUGCCUGGUUUUUCCCCAUUUCAAACACUAAAUUACUUUUCUUCAUUCCAGGUCUUAUAUAUAUAAUACACGACUCAAUGUAUACAUUGAA